Drosophila rhopaloa is the source of this 486-nucleotide messenger RNA. RefSeq lists its product as uncharacterized. Lineage: Eukaryota; Metazoa; Arthropoda; Insecta; Diptera; Drosophilidae. The record is from RefSeq and is a predicted model, not a curated record.
AUGCAAAUUUCUGAGCUGAUCAAACUGGCCAAGAGCAAUAGCAGCAGCAGCAGCCUACGCAUCGGCAGCGGCUCAAGAAUUAUUAUUAAAUUCGAUAUAAAUAAUAUUCGCAACCGCUGUGUGCCCCCCUCCCCGCACUCCCCUCCGCUGGACAGUCUGCUGAUUAAUAAAAGACGGCUGCCGUGGCAGAAGUUCCGAGAUGGCCCGCGGUGCUUAAAAAUUCUGAGGCAUCUGUCAAGCCGAGCGAAGGUGAAGGUUUCGCAGAGGCAAAGGCACAGUCGCAGCAGGACUUGGUCUGGAGAUCUCGGGGAUCUGGGGGAUCUGGGCAACUGGGCAUCCAUGGCUCUGGGGAUCGCGAACCCAGCACAAACGUUUCGGGGGAACGCUUUGCAUACCGAGGACAUGGACAUGGUCUUCGACAUGGACAAUCGAGUGGACUCCAAGCCCUUUCCACUGCCCCCCCUGUCCCCCUAUCCCCAGAACUAG